Chinchilla lanigera (long-tailed chinchilla) is the source of this 6489-nucleotide messenger RNA. RefSeq names its product myeloid/lymphoid or mixed-lineage leukemia; translocated to, 6 (gene Mllt6). The record is from RefSeq and is a predicted model, not a curated record. Gene Ontology annotation, cellular component: nucleus. NCBI's taxonomy places the organism in Eukaryota, Metazoa, Chordata, Mammalia, Rodentia, Chinchillidae. Gene Ontology annotation, biological process: regulation of transcription by RNA polymerase II. Gene Ontology annotation, molecular function: nucleosome binding; histone binding.
CUUGCUAUGGCAUCGUCCAGGUGCCGACGGGACCCUGGUUCUGCCGGAAGUGUGAAUCUCAGGAGCGAGCAGCCAGGGUGAGGUGUGAGCUGUGCCCGCACAAAGACGGAGCGUUGAAGAGGACUGACAAUGGAGGAUGGGCGCACGUGGUGUGUGCCCUCUACAUCCCCGAGGUGCAGUUCGCCAACGUGAUCACCAUGGAACCCAUCGUGCUGCAGUACGUGCCCCACGACCGCUUUAACAAGACCUGCUACAUAUGCGAGGAGCAGGGCCGGGAAAGCAAGGCGGCCUCGGGAGCCUGCAUGACCUGUAACCGCCACGGCUGCCGACAGGCCUUCCACGUCACCUGCGCCCAGAUGGCCGGCCUGUUGUGUGAGGAGGAGGUGCUGGAGGUGGACAACGUCAAGUACUGCGGCUACUGCAAGUACCACUUCAGCAAGAUGAAGACAUCCCGGCACAGCAGCGGCGGAGGAGCAGGAGGAGCAGGAGGAGCAGGAGCAGGAGGCGGCAGUGGCAGUGGAGGUGGCAGUGGAGGUGGCAGCGGCAGUGGUGGCAGCAGCGGAAGUGGCACAGGGGGAGGUGGCAGUGGCUUCGUGGCUGGCAGGAGGAGCCGGUCAGCCUCACCCUCUGCCCAGCCAGAGAAGCACCCUGCCCACCACGAGCGGGGUCAGAAGAAGAGUCGAAAGGACAAAGAGCGCCUUAAACAGAAGCACAAGAAGCGGCCUGAGUCCCCCGCCAGCAUCCUGACCGCGCCUGCGGCCCCUGCUGCUGACAAGCAGGUCUCGUCCUCCCACCAUGAGGCUGGCACUCAGGAGGCCUCAGAGAGCAGCAGGGACUCCAAGGGGAAAAAGUCUUCCAGCCACAGCCCGAGUCACAAGGCCAAGAAGCUGAGCAGCAGUGGGAAGGGUGCAAGCAGCUUCACCGCUGCUGCCUCCGCCUCUGGGGGGCCCUUCCAGCCUGCAGGCUCCUCCCUGCAGAGCUCCCCUGACUUCUCCGCCUUCCCCAAGCUGGAGCAGUCGGAGGAGGACAAGUACUCCAAGCCCUCAGCCCCUGCCCCGUCGGCCCCACCCUCACCCUCGGCCCCAGAGCCCCCCAAGGCUGACCUCUUCGAGCAGAAGGUGGUCUUCUCUGGCUUUGGGCCCAUCAUGCGAUUCUCCACCUCCGCCUCCAGCUCGGGCCGGGCCCGGGACCCCUCCCCUGGGGACUAUAAGUCUCCCCACAUUUCGGGUUCUGGGGCAUCAGCUGGCACCCACAAGCGGAUGCCUGCCCUGAGCACCACCCCUGCUCCGGCUGAGGAGCCCCUGGAGCCAGGGUUAAAGGAGAAGAAGCACAAGGCCAGUAAGAAGAGCCGGCAUGGGCCAGGCCGGCCUAAGGGCAGCCGGAACAAGGAGGGUGCAGGCCCCCCAGCUGUCCCCACCCUGCCUGCUGCCCAGCUCGCUGGCUUCACCGCCACUGCAGCCUCCCCCUUCUCUGGGGGCUCCCUGGUCAGCUCCGGCCUGGGGGGUUUGGCCUCCCGCACCUUUGGACCUUCGGGGAGUUUACCCAGCCUGAGCCUGGAGUCCCCCCUGCUGGGGGCAGGCAUCUAUACCAGUAAUAAGGAUCCCAUCUCCCAUGGUGGCAGCAUGCUACGGGCUGUGUGCAGCACCCCCCUGUCCUCUAGCCUGCUGGGCCCCGCGGGCACCUCGGCCCUGCCCCGGCUCAGCCGCUCCCCAUACACCAGCACCCUGCCCUCUUCCUCCGCGGCUAUCUCCACCACUCAGGUGUUCCCCCUGGCCGGCUCUACCUUCAGCCUCCCCUCUGCCCACAUCUUCGGGACCUCGGUAGGUGCCGUGAACCCGAUGCUCCCCCAGGCCGAGAGCAGCCACACAGAGCCAGACCUGGAGGACUGCAGCUUCCGGUGUCGGGGGACCUCACCCCAGGAGAGUCUGUCUUCCAUGUCCCCCAUCAGCAGCCUCCCUGCACUCUUCGACCAGACCGCGUCUGCACCAUGCGGGAGCGUCCAGCUAGACCCGGCGGCCCCGGGGACGGCUAACAUGGAGCAGCUGCUGGAGAAGCAGGGCGACGGCGAGGCCGGCGUCAACAUUGUGGAGAUGCUGAAGGCGCUGCACGCGCUGCAGAAGGAAAACCAGCGGCUGCAGGAGCAGAUCCUGAGCCUGACGGCCAAGAAGGAGCGGCUGCAGAUUCUCAACGUGCAGCUCUCCGUGCCCUUCCCCACCCUGCCUGCUGCCCUGCCUUCCGCCAACGGCCCUCUAGCUGGGCCCUACGGCCUGCUCCCCCAAGCCAGCAGCAGCGACUCCCUGAGCACCAGCAAGAGCCCUCCGGGCAAGACCAGCCUUGGCCUGGACAACUCGCUGUCCACGUCUUCGGAGGACCCACACUCAGGCUGCCCGAGCCGCAGCAGCUCGUCACUGUCCUUCCACAGCACGCCCCCGCCGCUGCCCCUCCUCCAGCAGAGCCCGGCCGCCCUGCCCCUGGCCCUGCCCGGGGCCCCCGCGCCACUCCCACCCCAGCCGCAGAAUGGGCUUGGCCGGGCACCGGGGCCGGCAGGGCUGGGGGCUGUGCCUGUGGCUGAGGGGCUGCUGGGGGGGCUGGCCGGCAGCGGGGGCCUGCCCCUCAAUGGGCUCCUGGGGGGGCUGAAUGGGGCUGCCGCCCCCAACCCUGCAGGCUUGAGCCAGGCUGGUGGGACCCCCACGCUGCAGCUGCCAGGCUGUCUCAACAGCCUCACUGAGCAGCAGAGACACCUCCUGCAGCAGCAAGAUCAGCAGCUCCAGCAGCUCCAGCAGCUCCUGGCCUCUCCGCAGCUGACCCCGGAGCACCAGACCGUGGUCUACCAGAUGAUCCAGCAGGUGCAGCAGAAGCGGGAGCUGCAGCGGCUGCAGAUGGCUGGGGGCUCCCAGCUGCCCAUGGCCGGCCUACUGGCCGGAAGCUCUGCCCCGCUGCUGUCAGCCGCGUCCGCGCCAGCCCUGCUGCCUGCUGGAGCCCUGGUGGCCCCCUCGCUGGGCAGCAACACAAGUCUCAUGGCCGCAGCAGCGGCAGCUGCAGCUGUGGCAGCGGCGGGGGGACCCCCAGUCCUCACCGCCCAGACCAACCCCUUCCUCAGCCUGUCGGGGGCGGACGGCAGUGGGAGCGGCCCCAAAGGAGGGACCGCUGACAAAGGAGCCUCAGCGAACCAGGAGAAAGGCUAAGCCCACCAUGCCCUGCCUGAGCCCUGCGUGGAGGGGACACAUCCUGGCUGGAGGGGUCCAAGCCUGGAGCGGGCAGUUGGGCCCAGACACUGGCGAGCCUGGCCCAGAGCCCAUGCAGAGGCCCCAGGCGCGUGGGGAGCGUGGUGCUGCGGACCGGGGCUGGGAAGGCACCUGGGAUCGGGAUCGGGCCCGUCCCUCGGCGCUGCCACCGGGGAGCUCGGGGUGCCUGGAGAGUGGAGAAGGCCACCGUGUCGCGCGUGGGGGGUUGUGCGACCCGCCACAUAAAACAGAUGAGCACUUGAACUUGGGAGAAGGGAAGGGGGGCCCGGGGCCUGGCCCCGCGUGGAGAUCUAGGGAGGAAGGGGCCCCCACUUGGAGUUUCUUCCCCACCCGGGCAGGUGGCAAAAGGGUCCCUUCGACUGUUUCUCACUGUCCCUUUCCCCACCCAGGGUCACAAGCUGAGCUUGUAAAAGCCCACCGAUACGGGGGCUGAGGAAGGGCAGGACCCCCGUGUCAGCCCAGGCCGCCGGCACCGGAGGGCCCCCGAUGGGCGGGGAGCGCUGCCGUCCUCGGCACCCCCUCCUUGUUUGCACUAUUGGCUUGAGGUGUGCCGAGGCUGGGGAGAGGCGUGAGUGCAUGAGUGUGCGUGUGUGCGUGUGUCUGUCAUCUGUCUUCCUUCCUCUGAACUGGGGAGCUGAGGGCAGGGAGAGGAGCCCCGGUCGGUGGCAGCAGGGAUCUAGCUGUGCUCUGUGCCCGCCCCGCCUUGCAUGCUCUGGUCCCUUUCGGGGCGUAGAGGGUCAGGGAAGCCCAGAAGUGCACCCUGCUACCAGAGCGCAGGGCUUUGAAUUGGGGUACCAGCCUGCCUUCCGUCCCCCAUACCCCGUUUGGUCUCAGGGUCCCCUGCCCCCUUCUUCCUUGGCAUGGGGGAGAGCCCUGGGGCUUGGGGGAUAGGGCAGGGGGGAGGGGGUAAAGUGCCACUUCUUUUAGGAAAAGUCCUGUUUCCGGAAUUGGCUAGCCUGCCUCCCACCCCUGCCAAUUGCAGAGCCACUAAACUGACGUACAGCUGUCCCCUCACCGACCAGCCGUGUCUGGGCACAGCGCGUAGCGCUCGCCCGGGUGCCUCAUCUGCCUGGGCCUCCGGCACCAGGGUGGGGUCGGGUAGGGGAGCUGUGCAGUUGCACUGGGAUGGAUGCCCUGUCCGUCCCUCCGUCCAUCCGUCUGUCCAGCUUGCAUGUGUGCGUAACUGUGUGUUUCUGCUCGGGGGUUUGUUGUUGGGUUUUUUUUUUUUUUUUAAUAAAGAAAAGAAGAUGUGUAUAUUUUUGGCAACGACAGAAAUGUAGUGCAGAUAUAUUUUUGCCUGUGCUGCUCAACUGUUUUUUUUUUCUGAUACGGAAAAUAAUAUUAAUAUUCCCAUUGAUAAGACUUUGUAAGAUGUUAGGGCGCUAACGGGCGGUGGGUGGGAAUCCUUCCAAGGAGAUUUCUUAGGCACUUGCAAGGGCUUGGGGUGGGGGGGAUGGGCAGUUGUGAUGACCUCGAAAUACUCAUUUUUUUUUUAAUUAAAUGCUAAAUAUCAGUUAGAAAGACAUGUUAGAACUGAGCAUUUUAUUCAUCUUAAUCUCUUCUGCUCUUUAACUCCCUGUCCCCACGCCACUGUAAAACAAAAUAACCUUCAGAGAUUCUUAAAAGAGUUGCUCCUUCCCACCCUGCCCUUGCCCAAGACUGAGGCCACUCUUGUCCCCUGUCCUCGUGGAAGGGAAGGGAGGUCACGCCGAGGCUGCGGUGUGAAGGCAGGGAAUGGUUUAGUGCACUGGAACCAAGACACUCCUAGCAUGCCCUCUCCACCCAUCCCAGCCCCAGUCACCUCCAUCUCUGGCUCUGUCCCCCAAAUUUCCCAAGCCCUUAGUGCCCCCUAGAUGGGGAGGCCACAGCAGGGAAGCCAGGCUUGGGGACGUGGGACACAGGCCAGCCAAAAGCCCACUAGGAAAGCUAUGAAGACCCUCAGGAGGGGCGGGGCACAGAUGCAGGAGGCUGUAAGGCCCUCACCCUCUCCGGGUCUCAGUCCAGCUUCCGACAACAUGGGCGGGGGUGGGGUGGGGUGCAGAUUUGUGGUGCUGUCUCGGGGAGGGGAAGGAUGUGGUUUGCAGAGCGGAAGUGCAGUCUGCGAAUGCUUGGCUGGAGCUUCGUGUCCCCACCCUCAGCAGGGAGGUGUGAGUGGGUGUGCGAGCCAGGCCCCUGCUGGCCCAGGGGUCCUACCUGGGGGUGGGGCAUGUCAGCUGGCCCUUGGCUUCCCUGGUGACAGCUGCAAGCCCAGAUGGGUGGGGGACUCAGCGCCUGGUCUUCAGCUCCCCUGCAGGCUUUCUGCGUGUUGCGUGUGUGUGAGUGAGUGUGUGUGUGUGUGAGACGUGUGGGCUGUGCUGAGGUUGGAGCCUGUUUGUUGUAGCUGUGGGCACUACCCGGCUAUUCAUAGACAAUGAACUUCAAGGGGUGCCUUUUAAAGUUUGUCCUACUUGUGGGUUUCAGGCUCUGGGGUCUCCUGCUGCCUCACGGGGUCCCUGAUGAGGUUGGUGAGACCUGUGCUGAGACCUAGAGAAGUGGUCACCCCAGACUCAGAGAGCUCAGACUAACCAGACAGGUGCAUGAGCCAGGGUCAGCUCUGAGGGAGUGACCUUCACAUGUCCCUGUCCCUUCACAUGUCCCAGGCUGGAAAUGGUGGGUGGGUUUGCCAAGGCCCAGGCCCCUCUGCCAGCUUGCAGUGUCUUCCUGGUGUGCAGUGGGCCAGAGUGUGGGGUGGCAGCUCGUCCCUGUUCCUUAUCCUGGGGAGAAGGGUGGAGGGGCUUUCUACUGGGGAUGGAGGGAAGUAGGGCCAGACAGCCCUGGUUACCCCCAGGCCCAUGAAAAUGCCUCUCCUCUCACCAGGCUGCUUUGUCUGGCUCUGGAGAGCUGGGGUGGUGCCCAGUUGUCCACUGCCCGCUCUCUCCAGCCCAGCGUGGAGUGGGGUGGUGGGACUGCAGACCCAGACCCUGAUGUCCCUUUUGGUCCCAGCCUGUAUCCGUACAGCAGACCCUUCCCAAGCGGGUAGGGAGGGGAAGCCUCAGUUUGCAAACCCGGAGGCCUCCCUCUUGCUAAAGCCUCCUUUAUAUCCUCAGCCCGAAAGGUAGUGUCCCCACCCUGCACCUUCAAGCCCAGAAUUGUGCAUAACCCGGAUCCUGUAUCUUUGUAUAACGGAUGUUAUUUGUACGAAGGGCAGUUCGUAAACAGCACUUGUUCUUUUAAUAAAAGACUUUUACAAAAAAAAAAUUCCAAA